Schistosoma turkestanicum is the source of this 876-nucleotide messenger RNA. The record is from the annotation of a GenBank genome assembly. NCBI's taxonomy places the organism in Eukaryota, Metazoa, Platyhelminthes, Trematoda, Strigeidida, Schistosomatidae.
UAGCUUGUUUCAUAGUAGUCACAAUAUUUAUGGGAGUUAUGAGUAAAGAUCGUGAAUGGUUACCAAGACCUGACUUGAAUAUGUUAUCAUGGAGUUUUGCAUUUGCUGUACUAGCUGGAUUUUUCACCAUAUUUUGUCUUUUUGGAUUAAUAACACAUUAUCUCUCAGUGGAAAGUAAACGUUUCAUGCAAGAUCCUGCAUUGAGACAAAAAUUCCUAGCAAAGAAUCCAUACUAUGCUGCGCCACAAAAGACUAUUUCAUAUUAUGAUGGAAAGACAACGGCUACUGAAUCGAAACUUGGCGGUGGUGCUGGAACAGUCCCGUCAUUGUUUACAACAGUACCUUCAACUUUCGUGAGCUAUCAUCAUCAUCAGCCUGGAUCACAAAUUGCUGGUCCGAGUAGCGCAUUAAUGGCACCUGGUAAAUCAAGUAUUCUAAGUCGUGGUACCAUUGCUCCAGGUGCUGUCGGUGGUACUGUAGCUGGUACGUCGGCAGCUACUGUAUCGGCGAAACUAAGAGAAACAUUAGAAGCUCAACGUUUAGCUGUUUUAGAAGCAAAUCUACGUGCUGCAGAAAAAAAUGAAUCAUCAUUUCAAACUGUUGACAAUGUUUAUAGUCCUAUUUCAAUGCAAUCAUUACAUGAUGCAAAUUUAAGAACAGAAUCAAGAUAUGAUAUGACACUGACAAGACAACCGGUAGAACGUUUAGACUCCACUACUACGCAUUUACAAUCUAAUGUUGCUAUGGAUUCAGCUGUAUAAAAUUCAAUUCAAUGAUCAAUUUUUUCAAUAAUCAUUUUAGAUGCAUUUUUUUUCUCUCACUAUAUUUGCACUUGUUUGUAGUAUUAAAAAAAAAGUAAAUUUAUUUAAUCAUGAG